AUGGACAUUCCUUAAAAAUGUAUUUCAUUCAGUCCUAAUUGGUUUUAUCCUCAGAUUGCAUAAAUGAAUGAUCAUUUAUUAUGUUAUGGAGUUAAUGAUUAAGUGUUUGUAUAUAAUAGUGAAAAUAAACACUUCAAAUAUACAUUAUAAGGAUAAUAAAAAGUAACAAUGUUGUAUUUAAAAGAUCAAUACAUAUUUAUUGGUUAAGAGAGUGGUAUUAUUACAAUCUUUGAACAAUAAAAGUAUUUAGGUAAGCUUGAAUUUAACAUUGAAAUUCCUAUGAUUUUAAAAGAAAUUAAUAAUCAUUAUUUAUUAUUAGAUAAUAAAGGAAUAGCUAUUGAAUUUAAAUUAAAUGAUAAAUAUGAGUUAAUACAUUUUUCAUUAAAAUUAAUAACAUAACCUCAAUGUAUACCUAAAUGGGCAGAUUAAAAUGUUGUUAUUUAUUAAAGUGGUAGAAUGUAUAGAUUUUUAUAAAAAUCAGAAUAUGAUUAUCCUUAUCAUAUAUUAUGUGUUGAUACAUUCUAAAAUUAAUAUGCAGUCUUAAAUAAAUUACAUAAAACUAUUAGUUUACAUGUAUUUCAAUUAGAUUAAAUAGAUUAAUGGAAAUUAACUAAUACUAUUAAUGAUACUGAUAUCUUCAUUGAAUUAAAAUUCAUAGUCAAUGACAAAUUGCCAACUGACAAUCUCAAAAAAGCUUCAUUAAGUCUUAAAUUUUUAGAUGAUAAAUAAAUCUUUGUUACUUCUAAACAAGGAGAAAUAUUCUUAAUUUAAUUAACUAAUCAAAUUAAAUCAUUAAAAUUAGAUGCAAAUAUCAUCUCUGAUAAACAUUUCUAUAAAUUACCAUAAGAAAUUCAUCUUAAAGGAAUUUAUUUAAUGAAUAAUUACCAUAAUCAAUAUUAUACUGUAGGUUUAGAUAGAAGAAUAUUUUCAUUUCGUAUUGAAGAUGGUUAAAUUGUUGAUUAUCAUAAAUUUGUUUGUUUAUCAGGUAAAGUUAAUAAAUUAUAAAUUGGUAAAGAGAAGAAUCUCAUAUAUUAUCAUGAUUCAACACUUAAAUCACUUGAUUUAACUAAAAAUAAAUAUCCUGUAUAUAUUAAUGAAUUUUGGAAAAUUACUGAUUUCUCUAAUUUUUAUGUUAGUCCAUUCUAAGAAGGAAUUGUUCUUAUUUAAAAAGAACAAAAAAUUGAAUUAGUUGAUAUAUAUAAAGAAUAAUUACUUGAUAAAUAUGUUUUUGAAGAUCCCAUCACUAAAGUAGAAUGGUUAAAUAAAAAAUAAGUAUUAAUAUUAUUAGAUUUAUUUGAUAUUUAAUUAUAAAAUGAUUAAGACAAUGAUUAAAUUGCAAAACCACAUCAAAUUAAAGACUCAAUCUUAGUUUUUAUGCUUACUGGCAGAAUUUAAUUAAUUGAAUUAGCAACAGGAUAAGUAUUAUUCAAUUUCUUAAUACAAUAAAAGAUUUAAAUAUAAUAGCUUUUCAAAAAUAAAAAAUUCGAUAUUAUUACAAUUAAUAUAAAUAGCAUCUAAUUUCUAUUUCAUUAUGAAAAAUGUUACUUAUUUUUUAUAUUUAAUGGAUUUCAUAUUUUCUAUUAUCAGAAAUAACAUUGUGAUACUAAGUAAAUUCAUAAUACAGAAAUAAAUUGUAUUGAUGUUAGUUUAUAUAAUAACAAUAUUUAUUUACUCACUGGUUGUAAUAAUCAAACUAUAUCAAUCAAUGUAAUCCAGGAUGAAAUUGUUUUAUUGGGUUAUUUAAAACAUCGUUUUCCAAUUUAAAAAGUUUAAUAACGUAAUGGAUUAAUCACAGCUCUAGCCAAAUGUCAUUAAUCAUUACAAAUUUGGAAUGUCAAUGAAAUCUUAUAAAGAAUGAUACCUAAUAGAUAAACAUUGGAAGGAUUAGAGAAAGCAAAUAUUAGAGGUCAUAGUGGUUUUUUGUUAGAUUUUGUAUAUUUUACAAAUAAUUUAAUAAUUACAAGUACAAGUAUCAAUUUAAUUUUAGGUUCUGAAGAUUAAACAAUUAAAGUUUUUGAUAUUGAGUAGAUUCAAAAUAAAUUACCACCAAAUAAAAAGAAGAACAAGAAAAAAGUAAAAUUAGACAAUCAAUAAUAAGAUUGA
Paramecium sonneborni is the source of this 2103-nucleotide messenger RNA. NCBI's taxonomy places the organism in Eukaryota, Ciliophora, Oligohymenophorea, Peniculida, Parameciidae. The record is from the annotation of a GenBank genome assembly.